Messenger RNA from Camellia sinensis, 1154 nucleotides. It is a transcript of the gene BUG22, whose product is annotated as cilia/flagella-associated protein. NCBI's taxonomy places the organism in Eukaryota, Viridiplantae, Streptophyta, Magnoliopsida, Ericales, Theaceae. The record is from RefSeq and is a predicted model, not a curated record.
CAAAAUUUUCUGCUGAAGCGUGAAAGAGGAGAGACAGAGCUGAGCAAACGAAAAGAGAGAGGGGGAGGGAGACGCGUCGACGAACCAUCCCAGCCAGCAUCGCCGCUCACCGGCGACCACCGCCCAUCGGCCAUUAUUGUCCGCCGGAGCGAAGAAAUUCUUCAAUACCCUCCUCCCGAGAAGUUCUAAUUGGAACAAGAUCUUGAGAUGUUUAAGAACACAUUCCAGUCUGGUUUUCUUUCCAUUUUAUAUAGCCUUGGGAGUAAGCCCUUGCAGAUAUGGGAUAAAGAAGUUGUCAAUGGCCACAUCAAAAGACCACAAGACGAAGACAUACAAUCCAAUGUCCUGGAAAUAGUUGGAUCAAAUGUCCAAUCAACAUACAUUACAUGCCCAGUAGAUCCAGCUGCAACGCUUGGUAUAAAGCUUCCAUUCUUAGUUAUGAUUGUGAAAAAUCUUAAGAAGUACUUUACAUUUGAGAUUCAAGUAUUGGAUGACAAGAAUGUUAGGCGACGUUUCCGAGCUUCUAAUUUUCAAGCUGUGACUCGAGUGAAACCAUUUAUAUGCACAAUGCCCUUGAAAAUGGAUGAGGGAUGGAAUCAAAUUCAGUUGAAUCUUGCUGAUUUUACCAGACGAGCUUAUGGAACCAACUAUGUUGAGACAUUGCGAGUUCAGGUUCAUGCAAAUUGUCGACUGAGAAGGAUAUAUUUCUCUGACCGCCUUUAUUCAGAGGAGGAACUCCCACCAGAAUUCAAACUCUACCUUCCUAUGCAGAAGUAUGCUGGAGACAGAUCGCUUGAAGACUCAGUUGGGAAACAAAUUUGAGAUGAAAGACCUUGGCAAGGCACGAAAGAUAUGAAUGAUUGCUCAAAACCAGCAAGUACUCCAUUAGCUCCACAUUUUAAGUGUGGUGCUUCAUUGUCUCCUAGUACUGAUGAGAAACAAGAGUUUAUGGCUCGAGUUCCUUAUCCAAGCUUGGUUCGUAGCCUUAUGUAUGUCAUGGUGUGCACAAAGCCUAAUAUCUUACAUGUUAGUAUGGUAAGCCAAUACAUGUGUCACCCAAGAAAAAAACAUUGACAAGCAGCGAAGUGGAUCUUGUAGUAUAUUUUGGGGACUGUAGAUCUUGGUUUAAAGUUCAUGGAGGAAUGAGCUGAUCA